Messenger RNA from Cajanus cajan (pigeon pea), 1427 nucleotides. Its product is annotated as aquaporin NIP1-2. Lineage: Eukaryota; Viridiplantae; Streptophyta; Magnoliopsida; Fabales; Fabaceae. Gene Ontology annotation, molecular function: channel activity. Gene Ontology annotation, cellular component: membrane. Gene Ontology annotation, biological process: transmembrane transport. The record is from RefSeq and is a predicted model, not a curated record.
AAAAACUAUUGAAACUGCUCUUGAAAUACAAGGAGACACAAGCCCAACAAUAAGCCCAAAUCCCAUUCGGGUGUUAUUCGUCUCCCUUUUCGAAAAUUAGCAUGGAGGGGAGAUGUUUCUCCGACCAAUCACAACACUCCAUGUCAAAGAUCCAUACACCCAAGCUCUGUUGUUUCAGCAAGGAACAGAGCUAAACAAUUUUCUUCUUUUUGUGCCACAUAAUCAAACAGGUUGCUUGUAAGCAUCGAUUCUUAAUGAUAAGAUACAACACAAACAUCCUGCUUGUAAACAUCCAUACACCCUUUUUAUGUAUGCCCAUAAAUUAGUCUUGCUCUCUCACGGUCCUAUAUCACUUGCGUCUAAGAGAUAAAGCAUAAAAACAUACAUUCUUGGAUAUAACACUAUUCUUUUCACUCCAUUUCUCAGCUUUAUAUUUAAUCUCUGUCAGUGAUGGCUAACAAUUCAGCAACCAAUGAGAACCAUGAGGUGGUUUUAAACGUAAACGGUGAAGACUACAAUAAGUUUGAGGACUCGGCCAUCCGAGUCUCUGUGCCUCUUUUCCAGAAGUUUGUGGCAGAGGUGGUGGGAACGUACUUCUUGAUAUUUGCAGGGUGUUGUUCAGUGGUGGUGAACCUUGACAAUGAGAAGGUGGUCACACUUCCGGGGAUUUCAAUUGUUUGGGGACUCACUGUUAUGGUGUUGGCUUAUUCUCUUGGUCACAUAUCUGGUGCUCAUUUCAACCCUGCUGUCACCCUUGCUCAUGCUUCUACCAAAAGGUUCCCACUAAAGGAGGUACCAGCUUAUAUUGUAGCUCAGGUCCUUGGAUCCACACUUGCCAGUGGAACUCUCAGACUUAUAUUCAGUGGCAAGAAUGACCAUUUUGCAGGAACACAACCAGCCGGUUCUGACUUGCAAGCUUUUGUGGUUGAAUUCAUAAUCACUUUUUAUCUCAUGUUCGUCAUUUCUGGAGUUGCCACCGAUAACAGAGCGAUUGGUGAGUUGGCAGGACUUGCAGUUGGGUCUACAGUACUGCUAAAUGUGAUGUUUGCGGGGCCAAUUACAGGAGCAUCAAUGAAUCCAGCAAGAAGCUUAGGGCCUGCUAUUGUGCACCAUGAGUACAGAGGAAUAUGGAUAUAUUUGGUGUCACCAAAUCUUGGAGCUAUUGCAGGUACAUGGGCCUACAAUUUCAUCAGGUACACAGACAAGCCGGUGCGUGAGAUCACCAAGAGUGCUUCUUUCCUCAAAGGUGUUGAAGUUAAGUGAUUCAUCACCAAAAUGCAAUAACAUAUGUUCCUUUUUCCUCAUUUUCUUAUCUUCAAGUUCAUGCAUUAGGGUUAAAAUGUAAGGAUCUAGUUCAUACAUUAGUGUUAAAAUGUAAGGAAGGGCCACUAGUUUAGAGUGGCAUAUAACUUACUAAUACAAUUAUA